Molecule: messenger RNA, 999 nt
Organism: Pisolithus orientalis
Lineage: Eukaryota; Fungi; Basidiomycota; Agaricomycetes; Boletales; Pisolithaceae
Exons: 8
Coding region: 1-999 (332 amino acids)
Biological process (GO): translational termination
Molecular function (GO): translation release factor activity
Source: RefSeq, a predicted model, not a curated record
AUGUCAGAUAAUGUGACUUCCCAAGAGGAAAUUGCACAGGCACGGCAAAUAAAGGAGCUGGAGCCGCUGUACGACGCGUGGAUAUCGUGGACGAAGGCUAGAGAGUCUCUGUUGGAGACAUUCCCCCUUCUGAGUGAUCCUGACGAGACGAUGCGGGCCUUGGCAUCUGACGAGUAUACAUCCCUCUACGACAGCUUGUCAAGACACCUAUCUGCCACCUUCCCUUCUCUUUUAGUUCCUCCGUCUCCUACACGCUCUUUGUUUGCACUGUUGGAACUUAAAGCCGGCGUGGGUGGGUCAGAAGCAGCCCUCUUUCUGACAGAUCUCCUUCGUGUCUACGUCCGAUACGCGACUUCUCGAGGUUGGCAGUCAUCAAUAGUUCAGAGUAGUGAAGUGACAGGCGGAGGUCUCAGGGACGCAAUAGUGGAAAUCAAAGCCCUUCGAUGGGAGAGUGGGGUGCACCGUGUGCAGAGGGUGCCAGCGACGGAAGCCAGUGGUCGGGUCCAUACCAGCACGGUUACAACCAUCGUUCUUCCCCUCAGCGACGAAGUGGAACCAUCUGGCGACGACAAUUUAUUCAAAAUAGAGGAUGUUAAGAUUGAGGUCAUGCGAGCUCGUGGCGCAGGCGGACAGCACGUUAACAAAACCGAGUCGGCGGUUCGUUUGACACACAUUCCGACUGGGAUUACUGUGUCGAUGCAAGAUGAACGCAGUCAGCACCAGAAUAAAAGGCGUGCAUUUCAGGUCCUCAGGGCCCGACUGAUGGACAUCAAAAUUUACUCAAGACAUUGCAGAACCCUUGUUCGCUCCGCUGAUCGAAGCGAGAAGAUCCGGACGUACAAUUACGCCCAGGAUCGCGUCACAGACCAUCGGAUAGGGUUAUCACUAAUGAACCUUCAGUCGGUUAUGGAAGGCGGUGGGAUACAAGAGUUUUUAGAAGCCCUCCGUAAAAACUGGGAGCAGGAAAUAAUGGAAGAAGCCAUUACUGAUGCCAAGUAG